This is a messenger RNA of Vicugna pacos (alpaca), 2719 nucleotides long. RefSeq names its product crystallin gamma S (gene CRYGS). Gene Ontology annotation, biological process: lens development in camera-type eye; visual perception. Gene Ontology annotation, molecular function: structural constituent of eye lens. The record is from RefSeq and is a predicted model, not a curated record. NCBI's taxonomy places the organism in Eukaryota, Metazoa, Chordata, Mammalia, Artiodactyla, Camelidae.
GGCAAUCACGAGCCAACUAUUAAAAUUAUUUUAUCAACACUGUGCUGUUGGACCCUCAGAACAACCCUCUGCAGUGGACACCGUUACCCAGAUUUAACUAGUGGUGCUGUAAUUUUGUUUUCUCAUCUGUAAACUGGGGUAUCACGUACCUGUAAAUCUGUGCUAUGCUAAAAUGGGAAGGGGAGUGGGAAGGGAUGAGUAUGGGAAGGGAAGAAAGGAGGUGAAGUAGGUGAUUUAGGGGUGGGUAGGCUAAGGGAGCUUUUCGGGAAAAGGAAAGAAGAGAGUUGAGAGAGACAGGAAGGGUAGGGAGGGGAAAGAUUACAGCUGAAGGAAAGAACUAUUAGUAGGUUACUGUCCAGAAGGACUCACCUGGGGUAGAAAAGAGUGAGGUAUUAUUUUGCCCGGCUGCGAGUCAUUCCUAACUUUCUCCCGCUCCUUCAUUUCCUACAUCUAGUUAGUCUCCACAUCCUCAUUUCUGUGACUGUUUGCUCAUUGUUCACAUCGCAGUUGCCUUUGGUUGGCCCUCGGCAUCUCUCACCUCGCCCAGAGCAACCAGCUAUUUCCAGGCUCAAACCACUGCCUUAUUUCCCACAUCACCCCCAGGGGGAUCCUGGCCUGGCUCCUGGGUCACUGGGGCUUUACUUCCUAACCCUUCACCGCAUACUCAACAUGCACCAGGCUUAAUGAACUGCUUGUCCCAUUGGCCGGGUCCUUUCACUCCUUUAUUCCUUCAUACAAGCUGUCCUUUUGUCUCUGCCUCUGGAAAACCCUUACUUACCCCUCGACCCUCACCUCAGGGAUCCUCUCCAGACUCUAACUGCCUCUGCUGCUUUCAUCUGAAAUGGCUGACUUGGUUUUUCGCCUUUUAAACCGAUUGAGCUAAUUAGCCACAGGGUGGCGGCAUCACACCAGGGACUUGACUGCUCGAAUGAAGGACACCUGUGAUUUCAGUUUAAAUUCUAACCGAGCAUGGAUCUUGGAUGUGGAGUUCUAGAACAAGAAGGGACGAACUCUGUGGUCCGUUUGGUCUAGUGGUUUUCAGAAACACUGUCAUGAAGCCCUGAGAGUUCCUGGGAAUUCUGUCACCUGCUUCAAACAAAACUUAUUUUACAGCCAGAGCUUUGAAUCUAGUCCAGUCCUUUCAUUUGCCAAAUGGGAAGCUGGAGCCCAGAGAGAUGGCUUGUCUACAAGGUGGCUUGUAGUAGGGCUGGCCGGAGAAGGGCAGCCUAGCCUUAGUAUUUCCCAUUUCUCUGGCUUGCAGAGUUCCCAGUGCCGUCACAGACCUCACAGGUCUCACAGGUUUACCCCAAAGACUGUGGUGAAACUUGGUAAGAGUUUGAAGCAAAGGACAUUCUUGCCUUGUCAUUUUGUUACUUUGCAACCACUCUUGUUGGCAAUACAAUAAUAAUACAGAAUAUAAUAUGCUAUAUUUUCAUACCAGUAUGUUUUAUAACCAUCUAAAAUAAGCUCUAAGCUAAGGUCAGUGUCUGCAUUUGGAACUCACUCAUCUUCGUCCAGCUCUUGUGGGUUUUUCAAGCACUGGACACAGGGUUCCGUAGCCUAAACAACUCUUGGUUCUUGCCUUUGGAAGAAGUCUAGUAGGAGUUGGUGGGAGAGACAGAUACACAAGUGGAAAACUCAUUAUAUAAUGUGAUAAGCACAGUGAGGAGGAAGGCAUGAACUUGAGUCUGAAACUACUGGCUUACAGCAGAGCACUCUUCUACUUUUUUCAUUUUAAGCCUUCAGAAAGUACUCAUGCCUGUUGUGGACAACAAAAGUUGUCUGCCCGAGGCACACGUUGUGAGGGAAGGCAGAACUGUGUAUUUUCUCCUCAGGAUUGAGGAGGAAAGAAUUUCUAAAGUGGAGAACAUGUUCUUAAUUUUCACUUUUCUAUAAAUAAAGCCACCCAGCCCCUCAGAUCUUCGCUUCGUCUGCCCUGUCCCUCAGAUUACUUUCUUUGAAGACAAAAACUUUCAAGGCCGCCACUAUGACAGCGAUUGCGACUGUGCAGAUUUCCACAUGUACCUGAGUCGCUGCAACUCCAUCAGAGUGGAAGGAGGCACCUGGGCUGUGUAUGAAAGGCCCAACUUUGCCGGGUACAUGUACAUCCUACCCCGGGGCGAGUACCCCGAGUACCAGCACUGGAUGGGCCUCAACGACCGCGUCAGCUCCUGCAGGGCUGUUCAUCUGUCUAGCGGAGGCCAGUAUAAGAUUCAGAUCUUUGAGAAAGGGGAUUUUAAUGGUCAGAUGUACGAAACCACUGAAGACUGCCCUUCCAUCAUGGAGCAAUUUCACAUGCGAGAGGUCCACUCCUGUAAGGUGCUGGACGGUGCCUGGAUUUUCUACGAGCUGCCCAACUACCGCGGCAGGCAGUACCUCCUGGACAAGAAGGAGUACCGGAAGCCCGUCGACUGGGGUGCGGCGUCCCCAGCUGUCCAGUCUUUCCGCCGCAUCGUGGAGUAAUGAUGUGGACUGGGCCAUGACCUUCUUCCUAGGGGCCAAAUGCUGGCUGGCCUGUUCGUCCAAAAAAGCAUCAUAAAUAAAACAAUUGGCAUGCAUUCCACUCUUUACUGUAACGCCUCUCCUUAAACACUUUUAGGGACCAGUAAAGUAGCACCCGCCACAGCGGGCAGUUACACAAAGCAGCUCAUCCUUCAGAUUACCUGUCUAUAUCUUUGUGCCAAACAAAAUGGGACUGCAUUAAAAGGUUCGAAAAUCA